This is a messenger RNA of Silurus meridionalis, 4563 nucleotides long. It is a transcript of the gene gltpd2a, whose product is annotated as glycolipid transfer protein domain containing 2a. Gene Ontology annotation, biological process: intermembrane lipid transfer; ceramide transport. The transcript is spliced from 4 exons. The record is from RefSeq and is a predicted model, not a curated record. Lineage: Eukaryota; Metazoa; Chordata; Actinopteri; Siluriformes; Siluridae. Gene Ontology annotation, molecular function: ceramide 1-phosphate binding; ceramide 1-phosphate transfer activity. Gene Ontology annotation, cellular component: cytoplasm; membrane; cytosol. The coding region runs from base 912 to 1865 and encodes 317 amino acids.
CACACACACACACACACACAAACACCAACUGGCCCCCAACAUGCUCACCAACACCUACUUACCCCCCACACAAACACACACAUCUACUGAUUCCCCCCCACACCAAGUAACCCCCAGCACACGCACCAACACACGCUAACACACACAAAAAACUAAUACACACUAACACACCGCCAUAACACACUCACACACCAGUGACUCAGGAUCAGAUAAAACCCACAAACCCAAUUAGAAUGAACCAAAUGACACGACCCCUGAGAGUGAAGUAUCUGAGCUACUGGGAAACUGAAAGCAGCUCCAGAGUAAAAUGGAGUGUUGUGUGUCCCUGAACAGACACUACAGCGUGGCAGAGAACCUGAGCAUGGUGUCUGAUCACAAACUGAGACACACCUUGAAGAAGUAGAGACUCGGUGGACUUGUCUGGCCAUGGAGACAGACGGGGAGACACAUACAGUCCUGUCUGCCCCGAGAGCAGAGACUCUGCCAGCAGUGUUUACUGAACACAGUAGAGGCAGAACUGCACUUCCUCACUGAACACACCAAAUACAACCACAUUCAAACCCAAAUCUUCACCAACAUCAACCAAAUCAUCCUAAACCUAAAUUGUUAUUAUAGUUAUACUAUAGUAUAUUAUAUUUAUAGUUUAUUCUUGUUGUUAUUUCUGGUGUUAUGUAUCUGUAUCUUUUAUACUUUGGCAAUAUGAAUGUCCAUAUUUGUCAUGCAAUAAAGCAACCUUUGAAUCUUGACUCUUGAAUGAUACAUUGUACUGCAGUACAAAUGUCACAGAGAUUAGUUCACUGCAAACAUCAGUGUGUGUGUGUGGAAGGAGAAUAAACAUUUCAGCACAGAGAGAAAAUAGUGUAAGAGAGAGAGAGAGAGAGAGAGUGUGUGUGUCGUACGUCUUUGUAUGUAUGUGUGUUAGUUUGAUGAUGAGACCACUGUUGCAGCAAUACUUCCUGGUUGCAGCCAUGUUGACUCUGCUUCUAUUCCUCACCUCACUUUGGCUACCUCAGGGAAUGAUACCUGAUUGUGAAUCAUCGUGGCUCCCAUGUCUUACUGAUCCCAACAGCAAAGUAACUCCAGUGGUGUUUGCAGGAAGUGAUGUGGACAAUGAUGACAUCAUUAGAAGUGAUAUAAUUCCCUCUUACAAUGUUGUGAUACCCGACUGCCCUGGACAACAUUUUCAUGUGUCCAACCUUCUUCAGUAUUUAGACUCCGCCCUUAGCCCCACCUCUGAUGUGCUAUUGGAACCUUACCUGCUCUGCUGGGAGGAGCUAAUCAAGUUUAUGGAGGCACUUGGUCCUCUGGUUGGUUUUUUCACCUACAAAGUUCAGGAGAAAAUCACUCUGAUUCGCCAGCUGGCUGAGGAGGAUUUUGCAAAACACAGACUACUGACUCCGCCCCUUAACAACUCCACACUUCUAACCCACAACCCCCCAGGCCCCGCCUACCAUUCUGUUCGCUCCAUGUUGGAUACAGAGCUUCGGAUGGGCAUGAUCAGUUUCAACAGACAGACACCUUCAGGCAGUCGUACUUUGCUCCGCCUCCAUCGAUCACUGCUGUGGCUGCAGCUGUUGCUGAUGAAGCUGUGGAUGGAGCCUGGUCCUGUGAGGAGAAACCUGGGUGAGGUGUGUGAAGAAGCUUACAGUGAGUCGUUAGCACCGUAUCAUCCAUGGCUUCUACAGAGGGUCGCACGACUGGCCUUUAAAGCCAUGCCUGAACACUCUGUACUGCUCAGCAUGGUGUGUGUGAACACACACGAGGAGGCCGAACCAAUCAUUCGCAUCAUUGUCACAGCGAUCGGUGAGCUGCGGCGCAGAACUCACAACGAGCUGGAGAAAAGAAACAUGCUGGAACUACCAUAGAAAAGGCAUGAUGGAGUGAUGCAGUGUGAUGGAGAGGGAUGGAGUGUGAUGGAGAGUGAAGAAGAGUGAUAGAGCAUAAUAGAGUGUGAUAAAGAGUGAUAAAGGGUAAUGGGCGUGAUGAAGCAUAAUAUAGCGAAAUGGAGAAUGAUGGAGCGUAAGAGAGCGUGAUGGAGAGUAAUGGAGAGUGAUGGAGCAUUAUAAAGCAUGAUGGAGAUUAAUGGAGAGUGAUGGAGCGUGAUGGAGCGUAAUAGAGCAUGAUGGAGAGAGGAAGCGUGAUGGAGCGUAAUAUAGCCAAAUGGAGAGUGAUGAAGCAUAAUAUAGUGUAAUGGAGAAUGAUGGAGCGUAAAAGAGCAUGAUGGAGAGUGAUGGAGCGUAAUAGAGCGUAAUGGAGCGUAAUAGAGCGUAAUGGAGCGUAAUAGAGCAUGAUGGAGCAUAAUAGAGCAUGAUGGAGAGUGUGGAGCGUAAUGGAGCAUGAUGGAGCAUAAUGGAGAGUGAUGGAGCUUGAUGGAGCAUGAUGGAGAGUGAUGGAGCGUAAUGGAGCAUGAUGGAGAGUACGCUGCAGUCUUAAAUGUGAAACAUGCUGUAGUUUAACUUAAUUGAUUUUAAAUUCAUGUUACUGAAACAAAAUUUUUUGUUGCAUUUCAUAUUUUUUUUAUAUUUCUUUCAAACCGUCCCAAAAUUCAACACCAUGUUUUGUCCUUUCAACAGCUGAUAUUAUAUGAGAUGUGAAAAACAAAAAUGACACAGAUAGGAUUUUACCACUUCCUGAUUAAUUUGAGGUGUGUGUAACUGUGUGAGUGUAUAUAGAUUAGAUUCAACAUUGUCAUUAUACAGACUUUUGCCACCUUACGAACAAGUUACGUUCCGAACAACUGUUCAUAUGAUAAAUUUUUUGUUUGUAAGUUGUUACUGUGUUUGUUAUUGACUGCACAUAUCUCCUAAUGAUUUAACAGCUAUAAAUACUAUCAAAUACACAAUGAAACAAUAAAAUCUAAAUAAUCGGAAUACUGUAUACAAUAUUUUGUAUUAAGUAAUACAUUUUUGUUUUAAAAUAAUAAAAAAAAUUUACUUAAAGAAAUUAAUUGGCCCGAGUCCAGUGUGCAUCAUGUGGACUGGUUACGGUGGACGACCAGCUCACAGCGGCUUUACUCCCAUUCAAAUUUUUUCAACUCCGAACAAAUUUCACCUUUAGGACAGGUUUAUUCGCAUAUGCGAAAGUUUGUAAAGUGAAUGUUAGUAAAGUGGGGAGCGUCUGUGUGUGUGUGUAUAUAUAUAUAUAUAUAUAUAUAUAUAUAUAUAUAUAUAUAUAUAUAUAUAUAUAAUGUGUGUGUGAGAGAGUGUGUGUGUAUGAGUGUGUUUUUCAGUAAAAGCCCUCUCAGAAGUGGUUUUCAGACUGGGUUUAUUUCAUGUCAAUAAUCAUUUUUACACAAAUUCAGCAAGAAAACUGAUGGAGAGAGAAAUAAACAUGAUAUUUGAUGAUCACGAGCUGGAGAAGUGAUGUUUUACACACACACACACACACACACACACACACACACACACACACACACACACACACACACACACACACACAGAGGAAACUUUUGAUGAUGAAAGAAAGAUGUGAGUUGUGUGGUCAAAACCAACAACAACCAAAAGAAUAGAUAAAGUAGUAAAAUAAAUAAAUAAAUAAAUAAAUAAAUAAAUAAAUGAAUGAAUGAAUGAAUAAAUAAAUAAAUAAAUAAAUAAAUAGCACACAGGAUCAGAGGGAGGAACAUGUCGAAUGGAAUCAGAAUGUGACACACAAACAGACCAGCUGUAGCUGCUAAUAUUGCUAUACAAACUGUGCUAAAUAAGUCCUGUAAGGGCAAAUGUUAAUCACUAAACUAAUUACACUUAUGCUAAUAAAUGUUACAUGCUAACUGUGUGUGUGCUGACUGUCACGGCUCCUGUGCUAAAACAUCUAAAUGCUAAUUUACACAACAAAAUAAUAACCAGUGAUGCUAACACUCUGAUAUUAUUAUAUGACAACAUUUUAGAUGCUAAUAUUAAAACAGAGACUUCAUGUUACAGCAGACGAUAAAAAGCAGGAGAAAAGCCUUUCAUUAAUGUACUUCAGUCUUGGCAAAUACACACACACAGACACACAAACACACACACACACACAUAGACACACAUAUACUCACUAAAACACAUACAUAUACUUACUAAAACACACACACUCAAGCACACACACACACACACUCUCAUAUACACACACACUCGCACAAUCACUCUCACAAAUACACCACACACUCACAUUCACACACACACACACACACACACACACACACACACACAAGUGGACAGAAGUGGGUUGUGUAGCGUUGCAGCUAAUAUUCAGGUUUAGUGAUUAGUGAUUAAUGAUCGAUAUGUACAGCAGCAUAAAACGUGUUUAAUAUAAAUACAUCUUCACACAUGCCAUUUAGGCCACACCCACUCAACAGAAGUAGCCCCUCCCACCCCAGUAUAACUCUAUACUUCAGCCUUAAAGCCUCAGUCUGAUUUGAUAUCUGACUUAUGGAAUGAUUUAAACAACAUUCACAAUCACUGAAACAAACCCACACACACACACACACACACACACACACACACACACACACACAAAACAAUUAUUCUCCUUGUUACUCAGACUGCAUAUCAAUCACAUCCACAAACAGGAAGUAAACAUCAUGAUCUA